CCGCGUCAAUGGAGAUGAUCCUGUUCCCUUCUAAUGAACUCUCAAACACGUCCAUUUCGCUCCAUUUCAGGCCAAGAACGCAGGGCUGAGACACGUUCGACUGAACUGCUGUCAUCCUCGUACUGUCAAAACUAUCUGCUGCUUGUACAAAAACAAGACGUUUCUGGUUAUUGAACUCUCUCUCUCUCUCUCGAAAUCAAUGGCAAAAGCCUCAACAAGCCUUUCCAAGUGCCAUGUCACAGAGAAACAAACCACCCAAAACCCAAAACCGCACCCACAUUGGUACUCACCAGAGACUGGAAUAUACCGCAGCAAGCACCCUUCAGUAGAGCUCCCCUCAGACCCAUGUCUUGAUGUUGUUUCCUUCGUCUUCUCCCACCAGCACAAUGGUGUCUCAGCUCUCAUUGAUUCCUUAUCUGGGUCUUCAAUCUCCUACCCGGAACUCUUCCCCUUGGUCAAAUCCAUGGCCUCUGGGCUCCACAAUGCGGGUAUCUCAAAAGGUGAUGUGAUUUUGAUUUUGUUGCCAAAUUCCGUUUACUAUCCUAUUGUUUUCAUGGGUGUUCUGUAUUUGGGUGCAAUUGUUACGACCAUGAACCCUCUCAGUAGUGUACUCGAAAUCAAGAAACAGAUUACUGAUUGUAAUGUGUGUCUAGCUUUUACUGUACCUGAAAACGUUGAGAAGCUGCAAGCAUUGGGUAUUCCCGCAAUUGGGGUACCAGAAAAUCUGAAUUUGGAUUCGAAGCAAACUACUUUUUCGGCUUUUUAUAAGCUUAUAUCUGGUUGUUUUGAUUUGGCUCCUAGGCCAGUGAUUAAGCAGCAAGACACCGCUGCAAUAAUGUAUUCCUCGGGGACUACUGGCACGAGCAAAGGUGCUGUGCUAACACAUAAGAAUUUUAUAGCCAUGGUUGAGCUUUUUGUGAGGUUUGAGGCUUCACAGUACGAAUACUCAAGUUUGGAUAAUGUGUAUUUAGCUGUUCUACCAAUGUUUCAUAUAUACGGGAUAUCACUAUUCGUGGUAGGAUUAUUGUGUUUGGGUUCUAGCAUUGUCGUGAUGAGGAAAUUCGAUAUAAAUGCGGUGAUAAAGGCCCUUGAUAGAUAUAAAAUUACACACUUUCCAGUUGCUCCACCGAUAUUGACAGCAUUGACAAGGGAAGUAAAGAAUGUUGGUGGAAGUAGUUUGAAGAGUUUGAAGCAGGUUUCCUGUGGGGCAGCUCCUUUGAGCAGGAAAUUCAUAGAGGACUUUAUUCAGACACUGCCUCAUGUUGAUUUCAUUCAGGGUUAUGGCAUGACUGAGUCGACUGCAGUAGGAACUCGUGGCUUCAAUACUGAAAAGUUUCAAAAUUAUUCUUCACUAGGAUUGUUAGCUCCAAAUAUGCAAGCUAAAGUAGUGGAUGAGAAUACUGGUUCCUUUUCGCCUCCUGGCAGUAGUGGUGAGCUUUGGCUACGAGGACCCGCAAUCAUGAAAGGGUAUUUGAAUAAUGUGGAGGCUACUAUAUCAACAAUUGACAAAGAUGGUUGGCUCCAUACUGGAGACAUUGUUUGCUUUGAUCAAGAUGGAUACAUAAAUAUAUUUUAUCGCUUGAAAGAGAUUAUCAAAUACAAGGGCUUUCAGAUUGCUCCUGCCGAUUUAGAAGCUGUGUUGAUCUCCCAUCCUGAGAUACUUGAUGUUGCAGUAACAGCUGCCUUGGAUGAAGAAUCUGGGGAGAUACCCGUGGCAUUUGUGGUGAGAAAGAAUGGAAGCAGGCUCUCCCCAGAAGCUGUUAUGGACUAUGUCUCUAAACAGGUUGCACCAUACAGGAAGGUCAGAAAGGUGGUCUUUACAAACACCAUACCUAGGUCUGCAGCAGGAAAAAUCCUUCGAAGGCAACUCAGGAACUUCAUAACUAAUAGACUUUGAGGUAUCUUUCUCAGGCAGGCCUUACUAGUAAAUAAAACAAUUUAUUUUAAGGUAGAGCCUUGAAAUGAAUAGGCCUUUAUCUUAGAUUUUGCUAAUUAUAAUUGUCAGAACACAA
Messenger RNA from Alnus glutinosa, 2012 nucleotides. Its product is annotated as 4-coumarate--CoA ligase-like 6. The coding region runs from base 200 to 1897 and encodes 565 amino acids. Lineage: Eukaryota; Viridiplantae; Streptophyta; Magnoliopsida; Fagales; Betulaceae. Gene Ontology annotation, cellular component: peroxisome. The record is from RefSeq and is a predicted model, not a curated record. Gene Ontology annotation, biological process: ubiquinone biosynthetic process. The transcript is spliced from 6 exons. Gene Ontology annotation, molecular function: CoA-ligase activity.